This is a messenger RNA of Pseudogymnoascus destructans, 318 nucleotides long. RefSeq lists its product as uncharacterized. Bases 1 to 318 code for a protein of 105 amino acids. The record is from RefSeq and is a predicted model, not a curated record. NCBI's taxonomy places the organism in Eukaryota, Fungi, Ascomycota, Leotiomycetes, Thelebolales, Thelebolaceae. The transcript has a single exon.
AUGAACACACCCCCACCAUUCUCCUCCCUCCCCCCCGAAAUCCACCACCUCAUCCUCCACGACCUCACCUCCCCCCACGACCUCCUCCCCCUCCUCCUCAUCCUCCCCCACCUUACCUCCUCCCUUACCCCCGCCCAAACCCGCGCCCCCACCCCAACAACGAAACGCUCCUCCACCUCGCCGCCUCCCACAACCACUCCACCCUCCCAACCACCCCCCUCGCCUCCCCCUCCACAGACCCCAACCCCCUCGCCACAAUCCCCACCGCCUCCCCGACGGCCGCACCCCCCCACCGCCGCCCCCCGGCCACAACCGUGA